GAACAAGAGUUUAACGUCGAAGUGAAGGUUAUACAAGCUGAUUUUAGUAAAGGGCAGAUCGUGUUUGAUCAUAUCAGCAAAGAAUUAGAUGACAUUGAAAUCGGAAUACUAAUAAACAACGUCGGUAUGCAAUACUUGUAUCCAAUGUACAUGACCGAAGUACCAGAAUCCACCGUAUGGGACUUGGUGAACGUUAACGUUGGUGCUACGACACACAUGACAAAACUCGUUUUGCCAGGCAUGCAAAAGCGGAAACGAGGUGCCAUCGUGAACGUGUCGUCCAGUGCAGAAUUACAGCCGAUGCCCCUGUUGGCYGUUUACGCAGCAACCAAGUCAUACAUAAAAAGCUUUACAGAAGCACUUCGCAUCGAGUAYGAAGAAGACAAUAUAACAGUACAACAUCUUUUCCCGUUAUUUGUCAACACAAAAAUGAAUGCUUUCAGCUACAGAUUACAAGAGACGACUCUAUUCGUACCCGAUGCAAAGACCAUUUCUUUAUGA
Messenger RNA from Diuraphis noxia (Russian wheat aphid), 501 nucleotides. Its product is annotated as inactive hydroxysteroid dehydrogenase-like protein 1. NCBI's taxonomy places the organism in Eukaryota, Metazoa, Arthropoda, Insecta, Hemiptera, Aphididae. Gene Ontology annotation, molecular function: oxidoreductase activity. The record is from RefSeq and is a predicted model, not a curated record.